Sardina pilchardus (European sardine) is the source of this 2941-nucleotide messenger RNA. It is a transcript of the gene trim105, whose product is annotated as tripartite motif containing 105. Gene Ontology annotation, molecular function: protein binding; ubiquitin protein ligase activity. Bases 860 to 2158 code for a protein of 432 amino acids. Gene Ontology annotation, cellular component: cytoplasm. The transcript has 7 exons. Gene Ontology annotation, biological process: protein ubiquitination. Lineage: Eukaryota; Metazoa; Chordata; Actinopteri; Clupeiformes; Clupeidae. The record is from RefSeq and is a predicted model, not a curated record.
UUUGCAGAAGUGAAUCAGAAUUCAACAACAGGAUGCGUGUUAGGCACAGGCUCAGCAGUGUGCUGUUCAAAUGGAUAUUUCCAUUUCUUCAAAACCAUGAGGAGUCGUGUUUAAUUCAUUUUGUCCCUAUUCUCCAGGAAGGCUGAUCGGGCAACCCAUAGAGGAAUGAAGCCCACCGGAUAAAACGCGUUUCACUGCUGUUUCGCUGUCUAUGUUCAGACAAUUUUAGAGGUAUGUAGCAGAAUUAUUUACACAUGUUUCUCUUUAGCAUUAAUCGUUCGAUAUUGUAGUUCCGUUCAAACAGCUUGUUGAGCUAGCUCCUCUUACAGCUAGCUCGCUAAGUAGCCUAGAUAGCACACUGCUAUGUUUACAAACAGCAGGGGAGGAGAGGAGGCAGGCAGGUUCUUCUGCUGAUAUUUCUGAUGUUAGAUGUAAUGACAGCAGUGGCUGAACCGAACGAGCAACGUUUCAUGUUCGAAAUAGAUCAACAAUACUUAUUAAAAGUCUGUAAAGACACUCUUAGUUGUUGUGCUAAAUUGCUUUGUUGAUCUUAUAGGUCCAAGUCCAAACAAUAAUAUUCUUCUCGCAAUGCAAUGUAAUAGGAGAGGAGUAGACGUGCCAGCUAAUUGUAAGGAAGUGUUAACUGAUAACUAGGCCUAGCUGGUCUAGGAAACGAUCAAGAAUGAUCAAGAAUGGUCAAGGAAUGGUCAAGCGACUGACCCAAGCCCUGACACGUGAUGUGUGCUGUUCUUAUGACUCUUGCGACAGAAUUUGAACUGUGAAGUGGAAGCGAAACGAAAAGACACCAAAGCCCGUCUACGGAUUGUUAGACAUUUCUCUGAGGACAUCAGAAGAAGCUAUGGCGGCGUCAAAUAAGAAAGGGAUGAAUCUGCGCGAAGACCUCACUUGUGCCAUAUGCUGCGACCUCUUCAGAGACCCGGUGAUGCUCGGUUGUAUGCACCACUUCUGCAAGCGCUGCAUAUCAACCUACUGGAAAAGUAUCCGGGGGGGACCUGUUCCAUGUCCUCAGUGUCGCCAGGAGUUCCCCAGUCGACAGUUUCAAACCAACUAUUUAGUGGCUGGUCUUGUGGAUAAAGUGCGCGCCAGCUCUAACGACGGUUAUGUGAAGAAUGUUGAGAAACAACUGAAAGAGACUCUUGAGUCCCACCGCUCAAAAAAAGAGGAGUACAUCAACAUGAUCCGCAAAGACAAAGAGCAGGUUGACACACUAAAGAAAGUGGGCUCCGAGCUUCAGGAGCGCAUCCAGGCCGACUUCCAGGCUCUGCACGGCUUCCUGCUGGAGGAGGAGGCCUGCCUGCUGGAGCAGCUGCGGCGCGAGCAGCAGGACUGGGAGCAGGCGCUGCAGCGCCACCUGGAGGCCCUCACGGGCGCCCUCAGGGACGCCGAGCAGACCGUGGGCGCCCUGCAGCAGGCCAUGGACGCCAGGGACCACAGCGUCCUCGUAGAGCUCCCAGAUUUGAAUUGCAGAUCAUCAGCACAAGUCACUAAAGGGCCAGAUUUCGACAGUAAUGUUUUCAGCAGCAAGUAUGCGGCUCCGAUACAGUACAUCACCUGGAGGAAGAUGUUCCAGGUCCUGAAGCCAGGCCCGGCGCCGGUGACCUUUGACGAGGACACGGCCCACCCCAGCCUGCUGCUGUCGCGGGACAAGACGUCGGUGGUGGAGCUGGAGGAGAUCCAGCCGUACCCGCCGCACCCCAAGCGCUUCGUCCAGUGCGUCAACGUGCUGGGCGCCCAGGCCUUCUCGUCGGGCCGCCACUACUGGGAGGUGGCGGUGGGCGCCAAGCCCAAGUGGGACCUGGGGGUGGCGCUGGAGAGCGUGGACCGGCGGGCGCGGGUCAAGCUGUGCCCGGAGAACGGCUACUGGACGCUGCGGCUGCGCGGCGGCAGCCAGUACUCGGCCGGCACGCAGCCGUGGACGCCGCUGCGGCUGGCGGAGCGUCCGCGGCGCGUGGGCGUGCUCCUGGACUGCGACGAGCGGCGCGUGGCCUUCUACGACGCCGCCCACAUGACCCUGCUGCACGCGUUCGCCGACGGGCCGCGGGGGAGGGCGCUGGCGUUCGUGAGCACGUGCGUGACCGAGGCGGGCCAGCGGCCGCAGCCCAUGCGCUUCGUCCACCUCCCCGCCGACUUCCUGUGAGGAGCGUCGCUUAGCCUAGCGCGCCUUCAGAGGGGGGGGAAGCGUUUUCGAGUCUUCUGGACUAUUACUGUUCCUAUUACUGUACACAACUCCUAUACUGUAAAAGUACCAAUAGUUUCUGCAAUUGAGUUCUGCAAUUGAUGGUGCCUUGGAUGUGUGUGUGUGUGUGUGUGUGUGUGUGUGUGUGUGUGUGUGUGUGUGUGUGUGUGUGUGUGUGUGUGUGUGUGUGUGUGUGUGUGUGUGUCUGUGUCUGUGUCUGUGUCUGUCUCUGUGUCUCUGUGUCUCUGUGUCUCUGUGUCUCUGUGUGUCUGUGUGUCUGUGUGUCUGUGUGUCUGUGUCUGUGUCUGUGUCUGUGUCUGUGUCUGUGUCUGUGUCUGUUUGUGUGUGUGUGUGUGUGUGUGUGAGACAGGGAGAGACAAUGGGGAAGUGUCAUUGGUGCCAAAGCGUUUGCGUUGACAAUUGCAACACAAUCAAAGAUUCAGUGUUGUCUGCGUCUUUCUCUGUUCAUAUCUGUAUCUGCAGUCUGAUUGGUAUGCUAUAUCGAGCUUUUGAGCACUUCUGAAUGCAACAAAUCACUUUCUGUAUCUAGGGCAUGAAGCCACACCAUAGAAAUGAAUUGAUGCCAAGUCUUUACUUCUGAUGAGCUGUACAAGUUGUGAUUAAUACACUAGCAGGAUUUGGUUUGUUUUUACUUUUUUUGGUUUGUUUUUUUGUCUAACUAGUAGUGCCUCUUUUUAAUAUUGUUUGCAACAAACACUUCCAAUAAAGCCAAGUCAAUUCACA